Molecule: messenger RNA, 726 nt
Organism: Insectozyma verbasci
Lineage: Eukaryota; Fungi; Ascomycota; Pichiomycetes; Serinales; Debaryomycetaceae
Source: the annotation of a GenBank genome assembly
AUGGCAUAUUAUCAACAACAAGUAAAUGAUCCUCUGAAUAUGCAAUUUUACCAGUCAAAUUAUUCAACAGCAAAUAGCGGUAACUUUGCUGGUUCAAUGGAUACUGGUUUUCAAGGUGUAUCAGGUACAAUGGGUGAGGGCCAAUUAACACCAGGUUUACUAGCUGCUUUUGGUACGAGUGGAUAUCCAGGAGAACCACCAUUAUUAGAAGAGUUGGGUAUAAACUUCAAUCAUAUUAAAGGUAAAACUUUGGUUGUAUUAAACCCAUUUAAUAAAAAUAUCCCGUCUGAUAUAAUGCAAGAUUCAGAUUUAGCGGGUCCUAUAAUUUUUAUAUUAUUGUUUGGUACUUUAUUAUUAUUAGCCGGUAAAGUACAAUUUGGUUAUAUAUACGGAGUUGGAUUAUUUGGAAUUAUAUCAUUACAUUAUUUAUUCAAAUUUAUGUCGAAUGAUAUUACAAUAGAUUUAAUUAGAAGUGCAUCGGUUAUUGGUUAUUGUUUAUUACCAUUAGUUUUAAUAAGUAUAAUUGGAGUUGUAAUAUCAUUAGAUAAUGUAUUAGGUUAUAUAUUAAGUACAAUUGCAGUUUUAUGGUGUACUUAUUCAGCAAGUGGAUUUUUUGUAAGUGUAUUAAAACUACAUAAUGUUAGACCAUUAAUUGCUUAUCCAUUAUGUAUGUUCUAUACUGUUUUUGCAUUAAUGGCUAUAUUUGUUGAAAAGACUGAAAUAUAG